AUGCAUACAUUAAACUCCAUUGCCAGAAACAGAUGGGGCUAUAACAGCAAAUCUUCCAAAUUACUAUACACGGCGGAUAUCGAACCUAUCUUACUAUAUGGAUGUGAAAUCUGGGGCACAGCAAUUGACAAAAUUCAUAUCAAAAGAAAGUUACUCUCAGCACAGAGGCUUUCGGCCAUAUCAAUCACAAAAGCGUACAGGACAGCCCCGGGGGAUGCAUUACUUGUAAUAGCUGAUUUAAUACCCAUCGACUUAAAAAUUAAAGAAAGGAUAUGGAAAUAUUAUCAGAUAAAAUAUGCUAUAAAUAACAUCAGCAAGGAUAACUUUGAUAAAACAAUUCAGAAGAUAGGAAUAAAGGAACCAGCUAUAGAGAUUUCUAACAUCAUAACCAAAGAAAAACUAGACUACUAUCCAAACAUUCACGUCUUUCACCCGACAAUAAGCCUACCAAUAAAGCUUACAGAAAACUUGGACAAUAAUAAUAAUAUAAAGAUCUACACGGAUGGUUCAAAGACGGAUACGGGUGUAGGGUGCUCAGUGGUGGUAAGGGAAAACAAAAAGAACAUACAUCAGGCUCACUAUAAACUUGCCACAUACUGUACAAUAAAUCAGUCCGAAUCUCUGGUUAUUUUCAAUGCUCUGAAAUGGGUACUUAAAAAUCUAAAACAAAUUAAUAACAAAGGAGUCACAAUAUACAGUGACAGUAAAGUUGCCUUACAACAGCUAAAAAAGUUAAACGCAAACUUACCAAUUGUUUUUCAAAGUAUUAAAAUAAUCAUUACCUUACAAGACAGUAUCAACAUAAAUCUUAACUGGGUAAAAGGACACUCAUCAAAUCCCGGCAAUGACAGGGCUGAUCUCUUAGCCCGCAAAGCAUCUGACAAAAAUCUAAACAUUUCGUACAACAGAAUACCAUUAACUUGGUUACAUCAGAAGAUACGCAGUUAUAUUCAGACUAAAUGGCAAGAACGUUGGGAAAAAAGCACAACCGGAAGACUUACUUACCAAUUCUUUCCACAAAUCCAAAAGAGGAUUAAGAAUAAGCAUUUUGUUCCUUCUUUCAAUAUUACGCAAAUACUCAUGGAACAUGGUAAUUUCCGGGCAUACUUGCACAGGUUCCUGGGGAAAACCAACGGGAAAUGUUCAUGCAACCUUCAAGAGGAUGAGGAUUCGCAACAUGUAAUAUACAGCUGCCCAAUUUAUUCAAAUGAACGCAAAAGGUUAAUAGAACAAAUAAGAGAAAACAACGAGUUAUGGCCUUGUGAGUUGAGCAUUCUUGUGAGCAAUAAAGACAUUUACAAGGAUUUCAAAACGUUUUUAAAGGCAAUUAAAAUACUGGAAUAA
This is a messenger RNA of Centruroides sculpturatus (bark scorpion), 1344 nucleotides long. RefSeq lists its product as uncharacterized. Gene Ontology annotation, molecular function: RNA-DNA hybrid ribonuclease activity; nucleic acid binding. Gene Ontology annotation, biological process: DNA replication, removal of RNA primer. The record is from RefSeq and is a predicted model, not a curated record. The transcript has a single exon. Bases 1 to 1344 code for a protein of 447 amino acids. NCBI's taxonomy places the organism in Eukaryota, Metazoa, Arthropoda, Arachnida, Scorpiones, Buthidae.